Dreissena polymorpha is the source of this 2584-nucleotide messenger RNA. RefSeq lists its product as uncharacterized. The transcript is spliced from 6 exons. NCBI's taxonomy places the organism in Eukaryota, Metazoa, Mollusca, Bivalvia, Myida, Dreissenidae. The coding region runs from base 59 to 568 and encodes 169 amino acids. The record is from RefSeq and is a predicted model, not a curated record.
ACAUUAUUUACGCUUUUCAUUUCACUGUCCACUGUAACAAUCAAAUAUAUUGUCCUCAAUGCUGUUUAAUGCAAAUUUUUCAGUAAUUCUGGUGCACACGAUUCUCAAGCCGGAAACCUGUCACCACGUGUGCAGCUGGAUAGUUGACAUGUGCACGAGCAGCUGCGUUGACAAGUUGGUGGUCGUCAGCGCUCUGAGGGUCGAUGUCGUGUCCAGUCACGUGUUCAGUCACGUGUCACGAGCUCCCAUCUACGAGAAGACGAUCAACGACAUGCCACUUACGAAAUGUCUUUCACUUCCGGGCGAGUCGCGAAUAACUUACCCUUUCCUCAGCACGCUCAUACAGAUGGUGCACGUGGGUUUUGUGCCCACGUGUUUCCUUGUGGUUCCCGCUCACAGGGCCUGGGCGAGAACAGCGCGGGACGAAGACGGCAGCAAGGAGGUAAUAAGAACAUUUCAGAGAACCAUUAAUGGUGCGACAAAAAUCAGCUUUGAUGAGGAGCUCUCGUUUAAAUUGAUUUAUAAAGGAGAGAAAAUUACCAAUAGUGCCUCGACGAUUUACAACUGAAGAAAGACAGUCUCGCUGACAUGUAUGGUUUGAAUGCUGAAAGGAUAUGCAUAGUUUUAAUAUUUGCUGAAAAGGAUAUGUAUGGUUUGAUUUCGUGCUGACAAAGACAUGUCAGGUUUGAAUCUUUGCUGAAAAGAAAAUGCAUGAUUUGAAUGCUGACAAGGACAUGAAUGGUUUGAAUGCUGACAAAGACAUGUAUGGUUUGAAUGUUUGCAGUCUCGCAGACAAGGACCGUGUCCGUUCUGAGCAACUGUAGUGGUGAUGUGACUUCAUAACGCUAUUGAAAUAGUCGUGUACAGCGGUAGUGGUGAUGAAACUUCAUUACGUUAUUGAAAUAGUCGUGUUCAAUGGUAGUGGUGAUGAGACUUCAUAACGUUAUGGAAACAGUCGUGUACAACGGAAGUGUUGAUGUGACUUUAUAACCUUUUAGACAUGGUCAUGUGAAUGUACAACAAUAAUGGUGAUGUGACUGUAUAACGUUAUAGAAAAAGUCAUGUGCAACGGUAGUGGUGAUGCGACUAUAUUACAUUAUAGACACUGUCGUGUAUAAACCCCUAGUCAUAUUGUAUGAAGCCAUUGAUAUGAACUGGGGUUUUAUCAUAUGUUUUACCUUUUCUUUAAAUACUUGUCUUGGCAUCAUCAUUCCAAUAGUCAGUGAGUUUAAACAAACAUAAUAAGUAAACAUAUGCGUAUGGAUCUGACUUUUCACAGAUCCCAUUACAUAUAAAUCAAAUAAUGUUUGUUACUUGCAACUUUGAUCGGAAAUGUGGAAAUCGUUCUUUCUUGUUUAAGUUUACUUGGAGACUAUCUGUUCCGAGACGCACUUUCACCUCGAUUAUUUAGAACAUAAAUACAUUGUCCAUAUCUUAAAGCACGGCAUUUAAUUAAUGAAUAUAUAUAUUUUAUUUAUACCUUUGUAUUGCACGAUAAUCUUCGAAAUUAUCAUUAUUAUUCGCAUUUUUCACUUUAAAUCGUCUUCACGUUUCUCCACUGUCCGCCAUCGUUGUUGUUGUUGAGUUUCUAGGUUCCUCCGAUGACUUUGCGAAGUACCCAAAACGAUAGGUCGACUUGGUCGAUAAAUGGCUGGCACACGCGAAUAUUUAACAUUAUAAAACUUUCGCAAGUGGAAGACGCAACAAUGGUCACGUUACCACGAAAUUUUAACACGCUAAGAUAUGGAAUUACUUAAAAGGCGUGGAAUGUUGACUAGUGGGCAAUUUGUACAUAGCAACACACUGCGGUGUUUACAUAUAAUAUAAAUGUUCUAUAUUUAAGCAUCAAGUAAGAAAGCUGCACUAUUUUUAGCAGACGUUAGGUUAAUUUUCAGUCAAAUAUUCUGUUUUCAAUAGUUAAUAUAAAUAAGUGAAACUCCAGCUGCUGGAGCAGUAUUGAAUUGUUAUCAUAAACAAUCAGUUGAUUCUUUAUUUAAGGCAAGUGACCAAUUGCCCAAACAGUACAAACAGCACAAUACAAAACAACAUAAACACAAAUAAGAAUAAAGCUGGGGUCACCGCCUUGGAACGGUCAAUGCAAAGCAAAGUCAUAUAGGUCUAGUUAACGAUUAAAAAGUGUUAACCAUGCGAGCGUUCCAUAAGUGGUCCCAGCCGUUAUUUUGACCCGUUUGUCGAUCACACAGUCAAAAGAGUCCAACUUUGGGUCAUAGUGACCAAUUUUUGGUUACAGUGACCGAUUUCGUGUCACAAGUGGAACGCUGCGGGUAUAUAAAGUGACCAAAAUUUGCUCACAGGAGCAUUCUAGUUAUCAUCUUUAAAGCGGUAACAUCUAUCACGUUUGUUCUGUAAAAAGUAAGUUUAACAUGAAUAAUGGUAACAUGGUUUUUGGACCAUUGAAUGUUUAGAUAUAAAAAAUAGCUCGUACCGAGUUCUUUUAAUUACUGAGUCGUUCAACUACGUAUUCCAAUUUUAACUACUUUAAUACUUUAAAGAAGUGCCAUUGAAUCUUUUUAAUUCAUUAUUAUUAUGUUAGUGACUAUGCUACUUUGUCAGGGACGUUAAG